This is a messenger RNA of Bipolaris sorokiniana ND90Pr, 744 nucleotides long. RefSeq lists its product as uncharacterized. The transcript has 4 exons. Lineage: Eukaryota; Fungi; Ascomycota; Dothideomycetes; Pleosporales; Pleosporaceae. The record is from RefSeq and is a predicted model, not a curated record. The coding region runs from base 1 to 744 and encodes 247 amino acids.
AUGUCUGGUACUGAGGUUGCUCAAAAGCGACCUAACGGGGAAGUAGUGAUUGGGGAUGUAGAAUGUGACGGUAGGACCAUCUUGUACGUCAUCAGAGCGGAUCAAACAUCCUACAUCAACUACAUCAAGCCGCUGAUCUUAGCGGAGGAGCUCGGCUUCCCCCAUCUACUCUCCGUGAUCGAUACACGCGAUGAGUGGUUCUAUGCAGUGCAUCCAGAGCGCAUGGUUCCGUCACUCAAGGAUCGGGACGAUGAAACGGGCGAGAAGAUCAUAGUAUUUGAAGGUACAGCCUGUUUGCAGUACUUAGCUGCAAAAUACGAUAAACAGGGACAGUGGACCGGCCGAACAGCAUGGGAGAAAGCACAAGUCCUUUCUUGGACAGCUUUCCAGACUGCUGGGCUCGGCGCGACGGCUAAAUACUGGCUGUACUUCCUACGAGGAUACCCGAGCAGACAAAAUCCUGAGCCCAUGCCGAGAACAUGCGCAAAACUCCACGUGAACACAUUGAAAGCAUGGGAUAUGCUAGAAGCAAGGCUGGCUCUUGAGGAACAAAAGUAUAUUGCGUUGCCGGACCGUCCAACUCUGGCAGAUAUUUCCUACUUUCCGUUCUCUAUGCCAUGGAUGUUUGGCUUCUUUGGAGUAGACAUUAACAAUUGGCCCAACAUCAAAUUGUGGGGAGAGGUAAUGAUGGCGCGGCCGGCAAUACAGAAGGUCAUGGCGACAGCACCCAGCAUUGGACACUGA